UGGACUUGUUUAAAGCAUUUUAUAGACUGUUCUGUGCACUGUGACCACCAUGUUUUAUAAAGAUCUGGGCUUAUCAAUUUCAUUAUUUAUUGGACGUUUCAUUUACAUUGAGGGAAUUUUGAUGAAGCUUUAAUCCAAAGCGAUUUUAAAGGAUUCAUGCACAAAUUCACAACGACGGCGGAGUCAACCACGCAGGGUGACAGGCAGCUUUUCGGCAGCAAUUAGGGGGAGGCGUCGCGUCUUGCUCAGAGACUUCUCGACAGUCAGCUAGGUGGAACCGGGGAUCGAACCAUCAACGUUCCGGUUAAAAUUCAACCCGCUCUUCCUCCUGAUCUACUACCGCCCCUUUCAAUGCUUGUCCGGACGUAAAGGGCAUAAAAUGCAGAAGUGAGUGAAGCCUUCUUCCCAGCAGAGCUGGGUCUUACGCUCCGACCGACACGCUGCAGGCUGCAGCUGGUCUUCUGAAUGAGGAACACUGCGUCCAUCACGCGUCACAUGGGGCUCGGAGAACCGUUUCCUGAAAUAAUCGUCGACGUUGCAUCUUCAUUUUCUGUUCGGCCAUCGUCACAUUGAUCCUCUUUAAUUUGCUCACACGGUUCACCUAUCAUUCCAAACAAAAUGAUCAGCAAAGUUAAAAAUGCGAUGUCUACCCUGGUGGGAGGAAUGAUCCCUCACGGCCACCACCACCCCUCCGGUACCGGCCAGAACAGCGGCUCAUCGGAGGGCUUACCCCCGCGGUUCCCUUACGGUCGACCGGACUUCUUGGACCUUACCCCGGAGCUGCUCCAGUACUCCACCGAGCACGCCUCGCGCCCGGUGCUGAUGCUGAGGAGGGACAGCAGGCUGCCGUGGCGCACGGGAUACGCAGAGGUGAUCAAUGCGGGCAAGAGCAUGCUGAACGAGGACCAGGCCUCCUGCGAGAAGCUGUUCGUCAAGAAGCCGUCGGGGAAGCACCGCAGCUCCCCUCUCCAGGAGGACACCGGGGACGCCACGGGCAUCCCGCUCCACUUCUGGGGCGUGUACGACGGCCACGCCGGCUCGGGCGCCGCCAUCGCCGCCUCCAAGCUACUGCACCGGCUGAUCCGAGACCGCCUGGGCGAGGUGGCCCACCUGCUGGAGAACCCGGCCAGCCCUCCGCCCAUCUGCCUGGCCAAGAACGGCAGCCCCUACCAGGCCACGGAGAGCAAGAAGGGCGCCGCCGCCGCUGCCGCCGCCGCCGCAGCCCAGCAGCAGGGGGAAGGCGCGGCAGCAGAGGAGCCCGACGCCAUCAGCGACCCCACCAUCCGCUACCACAUGGAGAAGGUGGUGAGCAUGGAGAGCCUGGUCAUGGGCGUGCUGGAGAACGCCUUCCGACAGAUGGAUGAGCUUAUUGAAAAGGAGAAGGCAUCCUACACAAUCUCUGGUGGAUGUUGUGCCUUAGCUGCUGUCCAAAUGUUGGGGAAACUUUAUGUGGCAAAUGCUGGAGAUAGCAGGGCCAUAAUUAUACGAAACGAUGAGGUUAUUCCAAUGUCUAAUGAAUUCACUCCUGAAUCAGAGAGGCAGCGGCUACAGUAUCUGGGCUUCUUGAGGCCAGAGCUGCUGGGGAAUGAGUUCACUCACAUGGAGUUCCCUCGCAGGAUCCAACACAGUGAGCUAGGCAAGAAGAUGCUCUUCAGAGACCACACCAUGACGGGCUGGGCUUAUAGGACUAUUGUUGAAGACGAUCUGAAAUUCCCCCUGAUCUACGGAGAGGGCAAAAAGGCCCGCGUCAUGGCGACUAUUGGAGUGACUCGCGGCCUGGGGGACCACGACCUCAAGGUGUACAACUCCAACAUCCACAUCAAGCCAUUCCUCUCAUGCUGUCCGGAGGUGAAGGUGUACGAUCUGUCUGAGAAUAAGCACGGCCCAGAUGAUGUCCUGGUCAUGGGUACAGACGGACUGUGGGAUGUGACCACCGACCAGGAAGUGGCGGAUGCUGUAUCCACCUUUCUGUCUGGCUGUGACCCCUCCGAUCCCAUGAGGUAUACGCUGGCCGCCCAGGACCUGCUGAUGAGGUCACGAGGCGUGCUGAAGGAGCGCGGCUGGCGGUUACCCAGUGAUAGGUUGGGCUCCGGCGAUGACAUCACUGUGUUUGUGAUCCCGCUGGCGGGCCAUGAGGGAGAGACAUGAGUCCCCCCCGCCUGACCCCCUGGACUCUCCCCGCUCCGUCCCCCCGUCCCCAAUGGUCCCUGACGUCAAAACUAUUCAGAGGAAAGGAGCAAGGAAGAAGAGCUCAAAAUAACUGUUCUCCUUUAUGGAGAGGAUGAGUAGGUCUGUGAAGAUUCCUAGACACCAACCACUGGAUCAGGACCUCAACCACUGGACCAGGACCCCAACCACUGGAUCAGGACCCCAACAACUGGACCAGGACCCUAGACUAACCACUGGACCAGGACCCACACCACUGGAUCAGGACCCCAACAACUGGACCAGGACCCUAGACUAACCACUGGACCAGGACCCACACCACUGGAUCAGGACCCCAACAACUGGACCAGGACCCUAGACUAACCACUGGACCAGGACCCCAACCACUGGACCAGGACCCCAACCACUGGACCAGGACCCCAACCACUGGACCAGGACCCUAGACUAACCACUGGACCAGGACCCACACCACUGGAUCAGGACCCCAACAACUGGACCAGGACCCUAGACUAACCACUGGACCAGGACCCACACCACUGGAUCAGGACCCCAACAACUGGACCAGGACCCUAGACUAACCACUGGACCAGGACCCCAACCCCUGGACCAGGACCCCAACCACUGGAUCAGGACCCCAACCCCUGGAUCAGGACCCCAACCACUGGAUCAGGACCCCAACCACUGGACCAGGACCCAAACCACUGGACCAGGACCCCAACCACUGGACCAGGACCCCAACCACUGGACCAGGACCCUAGUCUAACCACUGGAUCAGGACCCUAGACUAACCACUGGACCAGGACCCCAACCACUGGAUCAGGACCCAACCACUGGACCAAGACCCCAACCACUGGAUCGGGACCCCAACCAUUGGACCAGGACCCUAGACCAACCACUGGACCAGGACCCCAACCACUGGACCAGGACCCUAGACCAACCACCGGACCAUGAUCCAGGACCAGGACCCUGUACAGAACCCCCAUGUAGUCUCAUUUCCCCACAUGUGACUCAAAACUAAAAAAACAAUGAGAACCCUUAAAUGCCGAUGAAUGUUACACUCCCUCUUUAAAGCCCGCUUAAUGUGACCGUUGCCAAUGAGAAUUAAAUCCAAAUAUAUUUUUAUUUGUUAUUUUGGAACCCAAACUUCAAAGCAAUCCCAGCUGAAUGUCAGUCUCUUCCAAAAGAAAACUACCAAACGUUUGCGUGGGAAUAUUGGUGUAUCGGGACAGCAAUAGUGUGAAGAAAAGGCCCUGUGAGACCUCAGUUCCUGUACAUUGGAUACAACUCUGGAGUUUAGCUCAAGAGGAACAAUGAGGCUGUGACUAGUGCGUUACAGUUUCAGUCAGUAACUCAGUAGGCUCCCUCCAGGCCCAGAUGGAUGAUGGGAGCUGUGGGCCUGAAGCACUUUAAGACUGUCCUACAUGAUCAAUUGGUUCAUCUUUUGGUAACUGAGAUUUACAAUUUUGGUGUUGAAUGUAAUAAUGAUCCAGUUUUGUGACUUUAUGACCGUUCCUGCACUGGUAAAUUUAGGACUUUAUGACCAUUCCCGCACAGGUAAAUGAAGGCGUUUGGAUCUUCAUAAAUGGCAGGAUGUGAACAUUGCUUUAGUUUGGCUUUUCUUUUUUCUGGCCUGAAAACGUCCCAAAAACGGUUGGUAGGCCUAUUUUUUAGAAGUGAUGUUUGUCACAGAUAUGCCUUAUUAUGAUUAAGAAAUUAAGGAUAUGUUUCUGCUGAGUUUCAAAUGCACUUACGUUUUUAGAAGAUACAAUUAAACUGUAUGCCCUUAAAUGUAUACCUCUUAAUUUUUAACAAUUAUUUUGUCUUGCCAUCAUUUCUUUUAUAACAUUUGUUUUAUGUGUUUCAAUACUUGAAAACACAUAUUUUUUCCCCAAUUAAUUGUUUGGACAAAAAUUGAAGAGUAUGAGCAAAGCGGUACAAGGAGAAUGCGUACCAAUUUGUAAAUAAAUACGAUUUUUUUUCCCCCCCAUUUAUAUAUUUUUCAUUACACAACAACUUAACAAAUGUACAAUGAGUACCCGGACGCAUUGCUUAUAUUAUUUCCCUAGUUAACAAAAUAAACCACAUUCAACAAAUAAAUGAACUUAUAUUUGAUUCCAUUAAUAAUAUUGUUGCUAUUUGAAGACAUGAAUACAACGAUAAUGCAUUUUUAUAACUAACAUGGCAAAGUGAAUACCAAAUUGUUUGGCUGUUUUCUGUCUGCAGCAGGGUGCGACACACCACCAUGAAUA
Molecule: messenger RNA, 4415 nt
Organism: Gadus chalcogrammus (walleye pollock)
Lineage: Eukaryota; Metazoa; Chordata; Actinopteri; Gadiformes; Gadidae
Gene: ppm1j
Product: protein phosphatase, Mg2+/Mn2+ dependent, 1J
Exons: 10
Coding region: 619-2148 (509 amino acids)
Biological process (GO): protein dephosphorylation
Molecular function (GO): protein serine/threonine phosphatase activity
Source: RefSeq, a predicted model, not a curated record